Messenger RNA from Trichoplax adhaerens, 798 nucleotides. RefSeq lists its product as uncharacterized. Gene Ontology annotation, cellular component: membrane. The transcript has 2 exons. Bases 1 to 798 code for a protein of 265 amino acids. NCBI's taxonomy places the organism in Eukaryota, Metazoa, Placozoa, Uniplacotomia, Trichoplacea, Trichoplacidae. The record is from RefSeq and is a predicted model, not a curated record.
AUGGCGAAUCACGGCAAUCAUUGUAAUGAUAUCAGCUGUCACAAUUGCUACAUUCCACAUACAACUGCGCCAAUUCAUGUGUUCAAGAAUGUAGCUCCGAAAUUAGUGCCUUUCACUAAAUUUGUCUGCAUCUACUUUGUUGCUUGGACGCCUUAUGAAAAUCCCAAUCUUUAUGCAGCUAUAAUUAAAUGUCUGCCCAUCUUGGCUUUGUUUGCGUUUGUUUGUUUACAACAUACAACCAAUUAUGAAGAGAGCAAGUAUCGUUACUGUGUUUUAUUGGGUUUGCUAUUAAGUUGUGUAGGCGAUUUUUUACUUAUUUGGGAAGAAUUAUUUGGGUACGGUGUAUGCUUUUUUGGCUGCGCUCAUAUUGCUUAUAUAUGCGGUUUCGGCUGGCUUGAACCAUUUAACGUACGCUUAGGGAUAGGAAUUUAUGCCUUAGGAAUAUUGACAUACCUAUUAGUUUUGCCUGUGCUGCCCCAGGUAGUAGCAAUUGUAACUGGAUUGUAUUGUAUCACAAUUAGUACAGCAGCAUGGCGUGCAGUCGCUCGUGUUGAAUUCACAUGGGAAAUAUGGAAAUGGACGAAAUUAUUCGCAGCUAUUGGAACAGUCCUAUUUUGCAUUUCAGAUACAAUGAUUGUUUUUAGUAUGUUUCGCGGUUGGUCACUACCAGGCAAUUUUCAACGAGGUAUUGUGAUGUCGACUUAUUAUACAGCUCAAUUAGGGAUCGCGUUGUCGGCUGUUAAUCAUCAAAAAUUGCUAAUGGAAAGUCUUGCCUUGCAAAAGCCAAGAACUGAUUAA